AUGGCCUGGUCUGCCAUGAUGCGCCCGGGGGUGCAAAAGACUCUAGUGACAGUGCUGGGGCUAUUGGUUGCAUUGAUGUUGACUUCAUUUCUGACUUACGUGGUUGACAAUGCAGUGGGACGUCCACGUCCUGAUCGGCCUUCGCGUUGCAUGCCCUCUCGCGGUACCAAAGACGACGUCCUGGUCGCAUGGACUGUCUGCACCCAGUCCAACCAACACAUUCUGCAGGAGGGAUGGCGCAGCUUCCCUAGUGGACACAGUAGCUUCCCAUUUGCUGGCCUCGGGUACCUUUCUCUGUGA
This is a messenger RNA of Penicillium mononematosum, 300 nucleotides long. RefSeq lists its product as uncharacterized. The record is from RefSeq and is a predicted model, not a curated record. Lineage: Eukaryota; Fungi; Ascomycota; Eurotiomycetes; Eurotiales; Aspergillaceae. The transcript has a single exon. Gene Ontology annotation, molecular function: phosphatidate phosphatase activity. Bases 1 to 300 code for a protein of 99 amino acids. Gene Ontology annotation, biological process: phospholipid metabolic process.